AUGUCUGUCUCACACAAGGGACUAGCGCUGGGCGUAGAAACGCUGGAAGCUCCAGCGGUUUCGUCGGAGCUCCACACACUUCACAACUUCUACUGGGUCUCCCACAAGGAGCCUCAUGCAAUUAGGAGACACGCAAUUCUCAAGUCGCACCCUGAGGUAUCAAAGCUCAUGGGCCACGAGCCUCGCACCAAAUAUAUUGUCAUAGGGGUUGUUGCAUUGCAGUGCGCUAUGGCGUUUGCGCUCCGUAACACCAGCGCACUGUCGUGGAAAUUCUGGCUCUGCGCCUACGUUGUAGGCGCUACGGCGAACCAAAACAUUUUCCUGGCCAUUCACGAGCUCUCCCACAAUCUGGCUUUCCGGAAGCCUUGGCACAACAAGUUAUUCUCGGUUUUCACCAACACGCCUAUCGGGAUACCAUAUGCGGCUUCUUUCGCUCCUUACCAUCAGCUUCACCACAAGUUUCUUGGGGAUGAAGUUUAUGACACCGAUAUUCCCACUAAACUAGAGGCUGUGUUGCUUUCAAACGUGAUGGGGAAAGCUUUUUUCGCAACGUUUCAAAUCUUCUUCUAUGCUUUCAGGCCCAUGUUUGUCACUUCGAUCCCAAUGUCUCCCUUGCAUUUGAUCAACGUGGCUUACCAGUUGGCGUUCGAUUAUGUGUGGAUCCGUAACUUUGGAUUACAGUCUUUCCUUUACUUCCUGAUUUCGUCCUUUUUAGCUGGAUCGCUGCAUCCAUGCUCUGGCCACUUCAUUGCCGAGCAUUACCUUUUGAGUAUGGAGGAAGCUCUUGCAGGCGGAAAACUUGCGUACAAAAACACUCCUGCUGAGAACGAACUCAUUCGCUCGACGGAUGAAUCACAGGUCUCCCGCAAAGACGUCGAAUUCCACGAAGACUAUGCGCUCGAAACGUUUUCCUACUACGGUAUCCUCAAUUUCUUUACUUGGAACGUCGGAUUGCAUAACGAACAUCACGACUUCCCUUUCGUUCCUUGGUCUCGAAUCUGGGAAUUGCAUCGCAUGUGCCCUGAAUACUACCAGGACUUGCCCAAACACGAUUCCUGGUGUAAAGUCUUAUGGAACUUUGUCUUCACCGACGACGUUACGCUCUACAACAGAGUCAAGCGUGUCAACAAGAAUUGCGCUAAACAAGAAUGA
This is a messenger RNA of Lachancea nothofagi CBS 11611, 1152 nucleotides long. The record is from the annotation of a GenBank genome assembly. Lineage: Eukaryota; Fungi; Ascomycota; Saccharomycetes; Saccharomycetales; Saccharomycetaceae.